CCCCCAACACGACGACCAUUUCUUUUCCAUAUUUCCGCACCUCAUCCCCUGAUCCGUCUCUCUCGUCGCCCGCGGCGGCGGGGGCGGUGGCGCGCGGCCGUUGACCCGAUGACAGGAGGAGGCGGAGAGGACGUCCCCGCGCCGAGGCGGCGCCCCCUGACGGUGCUCCCCCUCGUCGCGCUCAUCUUCUACGACGUCUCGGGCGGGCCGUUCGGCAUCGAGGACUCUGUCCGCGCCGGCGGCGGCGCGCUGCUCCCGCUCCUCGGCUUCCUCAUCCUCCCGGUCCUCUGGUCGCUCCCUGAGGCCCUCAUCACCGCCGAGCUCGCCUCCGCCUUCCCCACCAACGCCGGCUACGUCGCCUGGGUCUCCGCCGCGUUCGGCCCCGCGGUCGCCUUCCUCGUCGGCUUCUCCAAGUGGGCCUCCGGCACCCUCGACAACGCGCUCUACCCGGUGCUCUUCCUCGACUACCUCCGCUCCAGCGGGCUCGCCCUCGCGCCGCCGCUCCGCUCGCUCGCCGUGCUCGGCCUCACCGCCGCGCUCACCUACCUCAAUUACCGCGGUCUCCACCUCGUCGGCCUCUCCGCGCUUUUCCUCACCGCCUUCUCCCUGUCCCCGUUCGUCGCGCUCACCGUGCUCGCCAUCCCCAAGAUCCGCCCUUCCCGCUGGCUCGCCGUCAACCCCAAGGCCAUCGACCCGCGCGGGUACUUCAACUCCAUGUUCUGGAACCUCAACUACUGGGACAAGGCGAGCACGCUCGCCGGCGAGGUCGACGAGCCGAGGAAGACGUUCCCCAAGGCGGUGUUCGGCGCCGUGGCGCUCGUCGUCGGCGCGUACCUCAUCCCGCUCCUGGCCGGCACCGGCGCGCUGCCAUCGGAGACCGCGGCCGAGUGGACGGACGGGUUCUUCUCCGAGGUCGGGCAGAGGAUCGGCGGGCCCUGGCUGCGCGUGUGGAUCCAGGCCGCGGCGGCCAUGUCCAACAUGGGGCUCUUCGAGGCCGAGAUGAGCAGCGACUCCUUCCAGCUCCUCGGCAUGGCCGAGAUGGGCAUGAUCCCCGCCAUCUUCGCCCGCAGAUCGCGACAUGGAACGCCGACUUACAGCAUCCUCUGCUCGGCGACGGGGGUGGUGGUCCUCUCCUUCAUGAGCUUCCAGGAGAUCAUCGAGCUCCUCAACUUCCUCUACGGGCUCGGCAUGCUCGUCGUGUUCGCGGCGUUCCUCAAGCUGCGUUUCAAGGACCCGGACCUGCCCCGGCCGUACCGGAUCCCGCUCGGCUCCGUGGGGGCCGCCGUCAUGUGCGUCCCGCCCGUCUUGCUAAUCGGCACCGUCAUGUGCCUCGCAUCGGCCACGACCAUCGUCGUCAACAUCAUCGUGCUCGCCGUCGGGGUCGCCAUGUACUUCGGCGUCGAACGCCUCAAGGGCAGCGGCUGGGUUGAGUUCCUGACGCCCGUGCCGUCCGACAGCUUCCACGGAUCGUCGUCCGACGAUGACGUCGAGGAUGUCCGCGCCGUCCUCCUCCCCGCCGACGUGCCCCCCGCCCAGGAGGAAGUGGCCAGCAAGGCCGAGUAGCGCGCGCGCGGGGAGAGGCGGUCGCAAUUUGUACCUGCACACAUACGUACCUAGUACAAUUGUUGUACAGUAGGUUCAGUAAAUGGGUAUAUUUGUCAUACACCAAUUCAUUCAUAAUCAUACCACAGUUAGUUGAGUUGUAUAAACCCCCGACUUUUCAGGGUGAUAAUUGUAGUUGCUUCAUGUUUGGGAUUCA
This is a messenger RNA of Aegilops tauschii subsp. strangulata, 1759 nucleotides long. RefSeq names its product probable polyamine transporter At3g19553. Gene Ontology annotation, cellular component: membrane. Gene Ontology annotation, molecular function: transmembrane transporter activity. Lineage: Eukaryota; Viridiplantae; Streptophyta; Magnoliopsida; Poales; Poaceae. The record is from RefSeq and is a predicted model, not a curated record. Gene Ontology annotation, biological process: transmembrane transport.